AUCUCUCCUAUAGCCCUGGCGAUUCUACAUGGACGCGAUCCCAGAGAGGGACUGGGCAGAGCUGCCGGUCGAUGCGAUCUUGUACAUCCUCCGCAAGCUCGACCUGGUCGACCUCGUCCAGGGCGGCGUGGCCGCGGUGUGUAGCUCCUGGCGCCGCGCCGCGCGCGACGAGGCUGUGUUGUGGCGCCACAUCGACAUUCGCGGCCGCUUCCCGGGCGAUCUCGACCACCUCGCCCGUGGUGCCGUCUGCGUCAGCACCGGGCAGUGCGAGAAUUUCUGCGGCCAGUUCUUGGACGACGACUUCCUCCUCUUCCUCGCCGACCGGGCACCCCUGCUGAGAUGUCUUCGCCUCAAAUUCUGCCAUGGAAUCACCAGUGAAGGAUUUGCUGCGGGCCUGCGGCCAUAA
Messenger RNA from Lolium perenne, 406 nucleotides. Its product is annotated as putative F-box/LRR-repeat protein 23. NCBI's taxonomy places the organism in Eukaryota, Viridiplantae, Streptophyta, Magnoliopsida, Poales, Poaceae. The record is from RefSeq and is a predicted model, not a curated record. Gene Ontology annotation, molecular function: protein binding.